Molecule: messenger RNA, 9969 nt
Organism: Plodia interpunctella (Indianmeal moth)
Lineage: Eukaryota; Metazoa; Arthropoda; Insecta; Lepidoptera; Pyralidae
Exons: 12
Coding region: 32-3076 (1014 amino acids)
Biological process (GO): G protein-coupled receptor signaling pathway
Cellular component (GO): membrane
Molecular function (GO): G protein-coupled receptor activity
Source: RefSeq, a predicted model, not a curated record
CGGCGGGCGGACGCGGCGCGAUGCCGUGAAAAUGCGGACGAUUUUAUUACUAUACAUCGCGUCUUUAGUGUACUGUGAACACAAAAGUGAUUUUAAACAUGUGCGGCAUAGUGGCAGGACCCUGAUAAGGCAUGGCAGGUCGCGCGUGCAUUUCACGCGGAUGCACGCGCGAACGCGCGGUUUUGUCGCGCAAGUUAUCGAGGCUGAGAAAAGUAGUGAAUUAGAAAGUAUCGAUAAAUCCGGAGAAGAUCCAGUAGUAUCAGUCUUGAGGCCUUACGGUGCUCCAGACGAUGAAGAUGGCCCAUCAAGAGAAACCACUGCCGAUGUAUUCCAAAAAUUGUUCGGAAACAUCACAACUAAUACAAAAGCCCAAACGGACGUGACUACUGAAGAAGACUCGUCACUCGUCGACCAUUUUAUUAACGUAGAACAUAGCUAUGAUAACGAAACACAAAGAUCAAUAGACUACACACUGGCUGAAGAACCAGUUAAAGAUGUAGCCAAUGAAACAUUUAGUGAAGCAGAAAACGUGACAGUAGCUAAACCAGUGCAUGAAGAUGUUGUGACAAAAUUCCUUAGAUUGAUUGAGACCCAACACUUAUUAGGAGAGAAUUGUACAGCUGGUACUCAUUUAAAUUUAGGUGUAGGAGUUGUAGAUAGGUAUGCUCAAGAAAGGUUUAGAAUAGAAGCUGACGUCGCUGUAAAUAGAGCGAAUAUGUUGACAAGACUUUGGAAAUACGCGGGUCCAUCAGUGAUGUAUAAUGAGUAUUUGUUACACGCUAGUUUAUUUUCUAUGGUUGAGUUCGACGAUGAUAUUUUCGCAGCAGGAAAUUGUUACGAUCAAUAUCAGUAUAAAAACUACCAGCUGUUCUGUCCGUUUGCGUACCGUUUGCCAGAGGGGCCGAUAUUGGCGAAAGAUCUGGCGGUGGAAUACAAAUAUUUGAGUAACACAUCAGAAUGGUUCUACAUAGCGAGGAAAAAUGCUGAGCGCGUGAUUCGUAACCACAAUCAGUUCAAGAAAGGGUACAACACAUACACAUACAACGACACAGCCCAUACGGAGCGGGAACCUGACGAGAUUUUAUCAGUGGUCUACGAAGACGGCAAGUGGUCUAAACCAUACUAUGACUGCGGAGGUGGCAACAUCUGGAUGCUGACAUACACUGUACCUUUCUUUGGGUACAGUAACGGAACAUACUUCUUCAAAGGUACAAGCGGAAUUGAUAUAGACCUGCGCAGGGUGGACAUCGACCAGUGUCCACUGAGACCUGGCUCCACGCAGCUCAACAUCUUUGCCGGCACCGACAAGUGCAAGAAGAAAACAACAGAAUGUGUCCCAAUCCCCGGUCUGGGGUUUCGCCGCGGGUCCUACAGAUGCGUCUGCCGGCGAGGUUUCUUCUUUCCAAACACCACAGCCGAGCUGCGAUAUUACAACGGAAGUGAUAUUGAAGAGGAAUAUGAGAAACAUCUACUGCAACAAAAAAGCCUGUACUCCAACACCAACGUGUACGAAUGCCUGCCCUGCGCAGAAGGCUGCGAGGCGUGUGUGGACGGGUCGCCAUGUGUUGCUGCACUGAAUUGGGUUGUGCGGACGACCAUCUUCGCGUUAGCUUGUUUGGUCAUCUCCUGCCUACCUUUUAUUAUCUACUUUACCAUUAAAUAUGGACAUGUGAGGGUGGUGCGAGCAGCCAGCCCGGCGCUGCUGAGGGUCAUUGUCCUCGGAGCAUUACUGAUCUACUGCACGACCCUCGUGAUGUACGGCAGACCGACAGUGUUCACUUGCACAGCCAGAGUCUGGCUGAGGGAGGUCGGCUUCUGCCUCACAUACGGAGCGCUCAUGCUGAAGACUUGGCGGAUAUCAGUAAUCUUCCAAGUGCGGUCAGCUAAAGCGGUCAAGAUAUCAGACAUGUACCUGCUCAGGCGCAUCGGCGUAAUCGUUGGCGUGGCGUGCGUCCUGCUCUCGAUCAGGACGCUAGUGGCGCCGCCUGCCGUCAUAGUCGGGAGAACUAAGGAGGAUUUAAAGGCGUAUUUGUGUAAUACUGAUUGGUGGGAUCACUCUUUUACUACUUUGGAAGUGAUAUUCCUGGUGUGGGGCAUCCGUCUGUGCAUAGUGGUGAGGAAGGCACCUUCGGAGUUCAACGAGAGCCGAUUCAUAUCCAUGGCCAUCUAUAACGAGUUCCUUUUAUCUGUCUUCCUCAAUAUUUCUAUGUUGUUCCUCCAGUCCCCAGCAAAUCCUGACCUGCUGUAUAUAAUAUUCUUCUGUCACACGCAGCUAACAGUCACGUUGCUACUCUGUUUUAUUUUUGGAAGUAAGGCAUAUAUGGUGUACAAAGGGCAUGGCAAGGAUGACCGUGAGAAGACUGGCAAGUUCAGAUCCAGGCCUGCAGAGUCCACCUACACCAUGACCACGAACAGAAGCGCUAGAUUCUGUGAUAAUAUGAGCGAGAGAGAAUUAGAGGAGGAGUUCAGAAAAAUCUGCAACCAAUUGGAGAAGUUACGCGAAAGAUGCGGUACGUACACAAUAGUAGCACGGCGCAUCACGUCAAUGCAGGACGCGGCUGCUAUCCACGACCGCAAACCAGCAGUGUCAGACUCGGCUCCACUCAAACUGAAUACUGUAUUCAGUGCUGUUGCUGACCGCCUCAUGUGCACGGUAACACCAGCCGAGGAAUCAAGCAGUAGUGGAAGAGACCUACCUUUCGAAGCUCCACCAGCGUACAGACAUAAAACAUUCAGUCCAAGUAAAAGCGUUGAAGUCAGCAACGCAGAACAGAGUCAAACUGAUGUUACUGUCACAACCGAUUCUCCAAAACGUAGAACUGAUGGAGAAGACACUGAAGAAAAACAAAACGGUGUUUUUAAAAUAUCAGGUGAAGCUAAUUGUAGUGAUAUUAGGCCACCAGACGUUGCUAGUCAAAACGGUUUUAAUAAUAAAAGUGAAAAGACCAGUGAAUCUAAAUCUAGUACGGGUAGUACGGAGACUGUUAGAGGGGUCAGAUCAGGACACGCGAGAACACAUGCUAUUAUAAUUAACUUAGAUGAUAAAAGUCGUUUCACUGAAGAAGUCACUGUUUAAUACUCUGUUUAUUUCAAAGACUGUACUUAUGUUCCCUGUAGAAUAUGUAUAUUGUAAUGUAAGGAUAGCUUGGUUUCAUUUUUAUUUGAAACUAGAUUUAUGACUUUAGAUAUUUAGAAAUUAGGCCUACAGAGGCUUUUCCACGUCAUAUUCUAAAUUAAAUAAUAUUUACGAAAGCUAUAAACUUUUAGUUCCAGGAGUGUCUGUGCGCACAUCAUUCGAAUAUAUGAAUAAAAUCGUAAUAUAUGAAUAUCUUGUUAUUCAAAUUAAGCGAUAUCCAUAGUUUUUAUUCAAAUAUAUUAUUCAAAGUUUUUAUCCACCUAUUUAAAAAUAUAAGCGAUUUCGUUCGUCCGGAACAAAAUGUAUAUAACAAUUUCAAUGUUAAAUCAUGAAGUAUUAUACUCUAAAUGCAAUACGAAUUCUAUAAAAAAAUCAUUAUUAUAAGUAGAAUACGCGCGCAUAAUGUACAUACUACUACUUGACCUUCUAAUCGUGACGACAGACAAGUCAAGUUAAAAUCUUUUCUCAUAAGAUACCUCUAGGUGGCUACUCACGGUGCGUAAUUCCGCGCAUGGCCGAUGACCUACGACCACACGGCGCAGACAUAGCUCUUCCUAUGAUCCGAGAUGAUGCGUGUAUCUAUCAUCAUUAAAAUGUUAAAAGUGAAAGUGUAAGAAAGAAGUUGCCGACUUGCUAUGGAUGUGGUGCACUGCUAAAAACGUUUCUCUGCUGACAGACGAGAUCCUUCGGUACAUCGUUGGUUGGUUGGCCGCGUCCGUCCGCGAUAUUGUGUAUCGUGGGAAGCCAAAUUAAGUUCAUAUUGUAUAUUAAUAUGCUAGUCUUUACUGUGAUGCAUAGAUUAAAAUAUUAGGUAAGUGUAAAUAGGACGGAUUUAGGUGGAAAGCUGGUUGGUCUGUCAGUCUUAAUACUUUUCAUAAAUUGCUUGAUAAACUUUAGUCAUCACAUUUUCAAUUGUCAUAGUUAUUUUGUAGUUCCUUGUCGGGUAUCACUAAGAAAGAAAUUUUAACUUCAUAUGCGGUAACUGAGACACGCAUAGUCUUGGCUGCUGAUAGGCCACGAUAGCAUUCCCAAAGAGGAUUCACGUCAGUCAUACGGCCGGUUGUAAAACCACGGCCAAAUCUUUAAAAUUCAUUGUUUGUGUGGACCUUUUUGGAUUUGCAGCAUCACAGCCACCAAUACAACCGAGAACACGUCAAAAUGAGAUAGUAAAAACACUGGGGAAAAAUCGUCGUUCUCCGGAAUUCCCGCGACUCGAAAACGCCCUCUCUAAUGCACAAUAAUGAUCAAAUCAAUCAUAAUUGUGUUGUAUUCUGAAAGUGGCACUCCAUCAGAAUCCCAAUUAUCACAUCCAGAACUACUCGUAUAUUGCUAUAGAAAAUUACAUUUUGACUAGAUAUUUCAUAUUUCUCAAGACAGAACUUUCAGCAAUAUCUAGUUUUCAAACAUGUGAGUUGAUGUAUGCGUUGACUUUCCACCUGAAUACGGUCAUAGUUUUGAAAAUGCAUAUCAGAUUACUUCCUUCUUGUUGGCUAUGACAAUGAUACUGAGACUAAAUAUAGGUCGCUAGUGCCAGUGUGAAUAGCAUCACAGUUUAACAAGUUACGUUGGUUAUACUGAGGAAGGAGCGUGCCAUGUCUAUUGUUACAACUUGUGAGACGACGUAGAUUGGUACGUACUGUGGCACUGCUUUACUUUUAAUGAGUUUGUGCCAGAAUUUCAUUUAUGUUUUAGUGCUGUUUCGCAUUUCCUUUGUGUGUGGUGUGUGACAAUACGGCAGGCUUAUGGACUAAAAUUACUUACAAUUAUUUUAGUUUAAUUUUUUGUGCUUUAGCUAGUUGUAGCUUCAUGUAAUAUAAUAUUUUAUAUUAUGAAGAUUUGGGUACGUUGAACCAGUCAACUUUGACGUUAACUUGCGCGAUAAAACGUAAAAUAUGCCAUUUUAUCUAAACGACGGUGGUGUGCAGGAUAAAGUUAGCGUCAAAGUUGACUGAUACAACUCACUCUUAAUGUCUUGGAAGACUUGAGUUAAACACAAUUAAUUCCUCAUUUGUCCCAAUAUUUGGUGCCACAUUCUUCAUACUUUAAGUACUCGUGUAUCUGGGUUAUCUAAAAUUAUAGGCAAAUUUACAUUACACACUAUUGCGUAACGAGUCAACGUGUAUUGCGUACUCAACCCUUUAUUUGUAUAAAUAAUUACAUAAUUAGUUGCUACAUGCUUCGUCAAAACGUACCUAUACAGAAAAGUAUCUGGCACAAGCUUCGUCAAAAUAUAUAACAGUUAAAACAGCAAGAAGCUUCGUCAAAAUGUUAACAUGAAGAAAUCUGCAACAUGCUUCGUCAAAAAGUUAAUUAAUCAAUGAGACCCCUCCGAGCCGAACCCGGCCCGAAGGUCCCCAUAAUGCUAGCAUGCAUUACCGCGUUGAAUUGCUAAGGAGAGCCAGGAACAAUAUAGAGCGUCUAUCAUUGGAUCGCUCGAAAAUCCGAUUGCGUAGUUCGUUUAACUUCUUUUGUUUGUCGCAAGGGAAAACCUGCAAUGUACUUACGUCGAAAACGCAAAGCCAAACUGUUUGCCGGUAUUUUAUAGAUGGUCUUAUUUCUUUUUCUAGUCUAAAGUGAUAACAUUUCAAUAAUUUCCCCAAUCCCGAAAGUCCUGAAAACUGUUUUAUCCCUCCGGGAUAAAAAGUACCCUUUGUGUUUUUCCAGGUUAUAUUAAUAAUAAAUAAUAAAUAAAUAAAUAUAUUAGGACAAAUCACACAGAUUGAGCUAGCCCCAAAGUAAGUUCGAGACUUGUGUUACGGGAUACUAACUCAACGAUACUAUAUUUUAUAACAAAUACAUAUAUAGAUAAACAUCCAAGACCCGGGCCAAUCAGAAAAAGAUCAUUUUCCAUCAUGACCCGACCGGGGAUCGAACCCGGGACCUCUCGGUUCAGAGGGAAGCACUUUACCACUUCGCCACCGAGGUCGUCUAUUAUAUAUUCUACCCAUAUACUUUUCAUAAUAAUCCCUUCAGUAGAUUUUACGUGAAAGAGUAAAAAACUUACACAUAAUUAUACAAAUACACACAUCAUCACCAACUUUCGUAUUUAUAAUAUUAUAAUAGAAUAAAAUAGCACCCGUGUCGCAUCUGUCUGUGUGAAUGCGAUAAACACAAAAACUACCGAACGGAUUUUUCUACGGUUUUCACCAACAGAUAGUCUGAUUUCUUAGGAAGAUUGAAGUCUAUUAUGGUUUGUACGAGUACAAAGCCGGGGCGUGGCACUAGCUGUAAAUAAAAGUCAAAUUGUAACUUCUUGAAACUUAUUCAAAUGCAUUUAAGCAUAUUUUAAUAUUAUAUCCUUUGAUAUAAACAAUAUGCUAAGUUUUCAUCCUUGACUCUCCUAUAUAAUGAGUAUAAAUCCAUAAUUCCACUUUACGAAGCAGUAAUAUCUUCGAACUUGUAAAGAAUUCCUUUGACAUGUAUAAAGUUGAGUUAUCAGGAAUGCCAGACAGUACUCCGUUAAAUUUCUUUCAUCUUUUCAUCUUGCUGGGGAUAGUUUCGAAAAUUUAUACUCUGAUACAAUAUUGAACUUGGUGUUAUUAAUUUCGCUGCAUUAAGUAAACUUCUCAGAAAAAAUAGACCUGAUUAAUGAUAUGUUGCCAAUGAAAUUUUAAAACUUCAUUCCUUUAUGCGUAAAUAAUCUUUGUGAAGUUCAUUGAUGUGACGAUUUUUUAAUUUAACCGAUUGAUUUUCUUUUCUUUUUUUUUUUUGAUCAAUGGUGGAAUGCGACAAGCGAAACGUCAAAAUAAAAAUGACAGCUCAUGUACUUGAGAAAAUAUGGCGUCGAUCAAUCGCGAAAUUACUUUUUUCGUUAAAAAAGCGUAAAUAAACAAUACUUAGAUGAAUAAAAGCACUGAAACACUACGUAAUUCUACCCAAUAUUCUGUAUAUACGACUCAAAAAUUGGGACAAAGUUGAGACAAAUGAGGAUUAUUAAAAAAUAAUUUAUAUUUCUUGACAUUUCCUAAACUUGCCGUCCUCGAAAAAUUAUGAUUGUGAUUAGUCCGAUUUUUUGAAAAUCUGUCUAAUGCGUGGCAUUUUAAUAAAUUAUUUGCUAAUAUUAUAUAUAGUAAUUUUGAAACUAAUUCAGAUUUAUGUAUAUAACUAUUUAUUAUUCACUAGGUAUAUUAUUAAUUUUUGUAGAAAUAAAUUGUUUCCUUUAGCAAAAAAAAUAUGAACGGGACGGGCUUUUGUUUAUUACAAGAACUUAUAGGUUAUAAAAAAAGUUGUUCAUGUAAAUGAUUUUACUUUUUAUAAUUUUUUUAAUAUAUUAUAUUACAUACAAAAUAAAUUAAGAAAUUGAAUACAUAUAUAGGUAAUACAUAAUUUAAGAGUAAGUAUAUCUAUAUUGUAAUAUAUUUAGCAAUAAUGAAAGACAUUUAGUGAAUAUAUUUUUGUAAAUAAAAAUUAGUAUCAAAUUGUAAAAUAUUAAGUAAUUAAAUAUUUUGCUUUAUCUUAUGUAGCAAUAAAUAUAUGUAUUUAUUUAUGUUCCUAUAGUAAAAUGUGAAAUAAGAACACCCGGGGCGAACUUGUCAAACUGAUGGAGCGGCAACACUCUGCCUCGACGCAACAUAGCGCAACGGAGAUAUGAGACCCUCAAAACGGUAUGAAACUGAAUCAUUUACUGAUUAAGGAAUACUGUUUCCCUCGGCCCGCGUAAACUAUCUUAUGCCUGAUUCACACUAUUGUUAAACUCUGAUACCUACGCGGAUACAAGUGCUCUUAUUUACCGCAAUGGAAAGUCAGCAAUGUAUACCGAAUUCGUUAAAGUUUGGCGAAUUGUUCACAGAUUGAGUGAACCUGAUUAACUAGCUAUAUAGUUUUCUUUUAUAAAAAUUGCAUUCUUGAAGAAUGUAAUAUCUAUGGGGAAAUUCUUUGAUAAUAUGAUUCAAUCACUUUACAAGAGGACGGCAACAAUUCAGCAGUAGGUACAGUCAACCACACAAAUCUGUUUACACAAAUUCGAUGCAAUUUCGCCCCAAAUACCGCGACAUGCAAUUAAUAUACCAACAUUUGUAUAAUUAUACUCACUUUUUUGAUCUCCAUCACAAUUGUUAUCAAAUAAUAAUUUUUUUUAUAGCUUCCGCAAUUUUUGUACAUAUUUCCUGUGAAUUCUUCAGUCUUCCUAAAUAAAACAUAACGCUUUAUAUCAAAAUGAUAUACUGAAAUGUCAUUACAUAAUAUUAAUGUUAAAAUCCAGUAUAAAAUACAUGUAAAAUAAUUUUUAACUAAAUAAAAAUGUAGUUAUUUAUAAUAAUUUGUAAAUAUCUACUCUUUAAAAAUAUUGUUGAUAUACAUAAACAUUGUAAUAUAACGUAUUUUGUAUAUUAUAAUGAGAUAUACUCGUAAUGCUUGAAAUUUAUCAUGGAAGUACGAUAAAUGAUGGAUGAAACGCAAAAGAACUCUUUGGUUGAGACUCCACCAAAAUUGUGUUGUACAAUUUUUUGACAAACAAAAAGAUAAUCAUUUUAUACAAUAUUAUUAAUAAAAUAAUUAAUAAAAUGUUAACAUCAUUGUUUAAAAUAUUAUUGUUUGAGAUCUAGCCGUAGUUCGCUCUGCACAGCAUAGCGUGUGGCAGCUCAGACUUCCCUUCUGAGCUGCCGUACAAAAGGUUUCUCAAUUAGUUAGUCUCACUAUAUAUAUGAUGGCUUUAAUAUAUGUACCAAUUUUUAACAGCAGGUUUUCGUGACGAAAUAGAACUUGCUCUAUUUGUGCCGGAAAAAAAUUGUCGUUUUUGUCAUACCUAUAGCCGACCGAAACUAUGAAAACGUGAGUUUCGGCUGAAACCGAAGCCGAAUUUUUGGCUCUCGGAUAUUUUCCUUUUUUUUUCAAAUAAAAAAUACAUUUUUUUAAUUUCACCUCAAACAACUAUUAAUGCAUAAAUUAAAUUAUUUAUUAUGGGCUGUUUCAGCUGAAUUAUUAUGACCGAAACUAAAUUAUAGUGCCGAAACCAAAGCCAUAAGACUCACUGCCUUUUACAAGCUUUCAUUUAACUUGCAAUACCAUUUGACGACCUCGGUGGCGCAGUGGUAAGAUUCUUGCCACUGAACCGAGAGGUCCCGGGUUCGAUACCGGUCCCGGUCGGGUCAUGAUGGAAAGUGAUCUUUUUCUGAUUGGCCCGGGUCUUGGAUGUUUAUCUAUAUAUGUAUUUAUUAUAAAAUAUAGUAUCGUUGAGUCAGUAUCCCAUAACACAAGUCUCGAACUUACUUUGGGGCUAGCUCAAUCUGUGUGAUUAAAAAAAAAAAAAAACUUAUUGAAAAAAAUAUGUUUGGGUAGAAUCUUAUAAUUCGGUUUUGAAGCUGCUAUAUCCAACCGACUGAGCUAAAAAUUUGUACUCUCAUUUAGUUUGGAUGACAAUGCAUUAUUAUAAUAAGCUUGAUCUGAUGGUGCAUCCACAAAAGGGAAAAAUCCCGAGGGAACACCUCAACAGUUUCGUUAUAUGGAAUUAAUUCUUUUUCACGCAUUGAAUACAAUAUAAGAUCCAACCACAGAUAUAAGAACAUAUUGUUCUAACAUAAUAUAAUGUACUAACUGACAACAAUACAAGCUAUACAAUAUGUCUUUUUGUAAUAACCUAUUUCUCAAUAUUUUUAUUAUUAUCCUGCACUGAGCAUAUUGUGAAAAUACGGCUGGUUCUUAAACAGCUUCAUAAAGAAACUCAACGAAUAGGACAAGUGUUCAUAUUGCUCCGCCCUUAGCGGGUCCACAAUCCGUCAUUUCUUGUAUUUCCACAUAUAAGUUGCAAUAAUAUAGAUAUUAAGCUAUUACCUGGUUUCUACUGCGUGCUUGUGUAUGUAUGUCCUCGACGCUGAUGUUGACUAUCUAAUAAACAA